AUGAAGCUAGAGGUAUCUAUCCAUGCAUCCAAGCUUAAGAAUGUGGCAGGCGCAUUCAAAGGCACAUCGGAUCCCUUUGCGGUGGUAACCAAAUUAUCGACCACACCAGGCGAAAAGCCCGUCGUGCUGGGAAAGACAGAAGUGAUAAAUGACAGCCUCAGUCCGGAUUGGGUGAAGGUCUUUACUCUGGAAUAUUCCAUGGGAACGCCAUGUAAAAUUGCCAUUAAUCUGUUUGAUGAAGUCCAAGAAGGGAAAAAUCUAUCUAUGGGCCAAAAACUGAAAAAGGGUGGAACGAUCUAUGUGGCCAUUCGCAAGUCACAAAGCUCAGGAACCUUCAGGUUCAAAUUCAAGGGUACAAAACUGAAAAACGUGGAAGGAUUCUUUGGCACAAGCGAUCCCUUCUUUGAAAUUGCUCGAAAGGUAGAGUCUUCAGGAAGUCAAAGAUGGGACAAUGUCUUCCGUUCGGAGGAUAUACGCAACAAUCUAAACCCAGAGUGGAAAGAAGCAACCAUGGAUCUGAGCGCUCUCUGCGGUGGUGACCUGGACCUGCCUCUAGAAAUCAGCGUCUUUGACCACGAAAAGAGCGGCAAGCAUGACCCCAUGGGACGUUUCGAGACCAGUGUGAACGGUCUGAUCAACGCCUCCAAGAGCAAUAGCAGCCUAACGCUGACCAACAAACACAAACAUUCCGGCACGAUCGAAAUCCUGACGGCGGACGUCAGUGGCAUCCAGCAAAUCACCCAGGGUAUGCAGCAAAUGACAUUCUCUCCGCCGCCUCCUACACCCGCCUCUCGAGCCACGUUUGUCGACUACGUGAGCGGUGGGUGUGAAUUGAAUGUAGUGGUUGCCAUUGAUUUCACUGGAAGCAAUGGAGAUCCUCGAAAACCAGGAGCCUUGCAUCACAUUGAUGCCAAUUCCAGGAACCAGUACGAGCAGGCAAUGGCCGCUCUAGUGUCCAUCCUGCUCAAAUACGACAGUGAUCAGAUGAUUCCAGUGGUGGGGUUUGGAGCCAAGUAUGGCGGUGUUGUCCGUCAUUGUUUCCAGUGCGGGCCAACACCUGAAGCUCAUGGUUUGAACGGAGUGAUGGAAGGCUACAAUGCCGUGUUCAGGAGUGGACUGAUCAUGAGUGGACCUACUGUAUUCACAGAAGUCAUGGAAAUGGCAGCAUCUCGAGCCCAAAGCGCUCAACAGGCAGCGGCCGCCAAAGGGAAACAAGCCUACAUGGUGCUCCUGAUCCUUACAGACGGAGCUGUUUCAGAUGUAAACGCCACGGCUGCAUGUUUGAGCAGGAUCAAUGACAACCCUCUCAGUAUAGUGAUUGUGGGAGUUGGUAAUGCAGACUUUGGAGCGAUGCAGUUCUUAGAUGACGUCAAUGCUGGAGCCAAUGGCCGACGCGAUAUUGCACAGUUUGUAGCCUUCAAUCAGCAUGCACAUUCCAGCCAUUCCCUGACGAAUGCAACUCUUGCUGAGAUUCCGCAACAAUUGCAAGGAUACUUUCAGAGCAAGGGCAUUGCCCCACUUCCACCCGUCAUGCGACAAGAUGAAGAAAUCGUUGUUGGGGAGGCAGAGGAUGAAAUUGAUCUGAGCUUGGAUAUUGGAGCAGGCGAAGAAGAAAUUGUGAUUACGUCGGGAGGAGACGACUUUGUCAAUGGUUUCAACGCUUCUUAG
Messenger RNA from Seminavis robusta, 1668 nucleotides. NCBI's taxonomy places the organism in Eukaryota, Bacillariophyta, Bacillariophyceae, Naviculales, Naviculaceae. The record is from the annotation of a GenBank genome assembly.